GUGUGUUUACAAUCGCUGAUGUAAACACAGGAGACGGUUUCCGAAGCGUAUUGAAUCGUCGGGUUGUUUUUGAAGCGUUUUAAUAGUCUAUAGUCAUCUAUGCAGCGGCUCGGACGCCGUUAUUAAGCCGCCAUGGACUUGUACAUCAACCUGAAGGUGAAUUUUCGGGGCAACACGAAGAGUUUCUUGCUGUCCGGCUCCGAGACGAAGAGCUGGGAGUCUAUGGAGGCCACGGUGAAAAGAUCUUUCGGCUUGUGCAGCCUCCAGCUGACGUACUUCGACGAGGAAAACGAAGAGGUGUCUAUCAACAGCCAGUUGGAGUAUGAAGAGGCUCUGAAGAGCGCAGCGCGGCAGGGCAACAGGCUGCAGAUGAACGUGUACGAGAGCAGAGGGACGACCGGACGAGUUCCCGGUCCCGUCCCAGGCCCGGGUUUGUCCCAUGUGAAAUCCGGAAGCCUGACGGAACCGAAGAAAGGAUUCCGGCCUCCUCAGCACUGCCCGAGCCUGGCACAGGCGGUGAGCCGAAAAGUUCAGGCUGCUGUGCCCGAGGAGGGUUUAGUGACCCUUAGUGAGCUAAAGGGCGGUAAAGCAGAGGACAAGACGCCACCAGCCUGGUUUACCUCUUACAUGGAGAAGUUUAAGGAUCAGGUGGUUCGUGAGGCUGUGGAGAAGAUCUGCAGGGAGUUUUCAGGCCAAUGCUGCAUCCAUAAACCCCUGGCAGCCGAGGCCCAGGUCUCCGAGGUUUCCUCGUCCACGCUGCCUGGAGCUCCGAGCUCGGCUCCGGCCUGCAGCAGCUGCAGAGGACAGACGGCGGGCGGAGGAUACCAGUGCAGCGUGUGCACGUCCUGCACCCUGUGUGAGCCGUGUAGCUUCUCGCAUGACCCGAGCCACAACCUGGUGAGAGCUCGGACGCCUCUCUCCAUCCCCGAACGCGGAUCUCCAGCUCCAGAUCAGAGCAGGUUCUACAGACGGGGGGACCGGAGCUUUCGCAAGGCGGAGAAACAGCGCUUGAAGGCGGAGAAGCGGCAGCUGAAGGCGGAGGUGAAGGAGAUCAGGAAGCAGCUGAGGAUGGAGAGGAGGAGUCUGCAGUGGGGAUGUGUGGGAGACGGAAACUCCUCUCCUGUGCUGCUACAGCCGCGAGCCACGCAGGCCAACAGCCCCGAGCGUCCUAAGCGUCCGUGUCCUCUAGCUGUCCCUGCGAUGACGGCGCUGCUGCUGGACGAAAAUCUGCCGGACGGAUCACGCCUGAGGCCUGGGACCAAAUUCAUUAAAUACUGGAAGAUGAAGAACAGCGGUACAAUGAGCUGGAACUCUGACACCAAACUGAAGUUCAUGUGGGGGAAUCUGGCGGUGGGUUCGGGGGAGAGGUGGAGGGAGGUGUCCGUGCCCACGCUGCAACCAGGUCAGGUGGGAUUAGUGAGCGUGGCUCUGUGCGCCCCCACCCUGGAGGGCACCUACACCUCACACUGGCGCCUGGCGCAUGGAGGAGAGCAGUUCGGGCCGAGGGUUUGGUGCAGCAUCGUCGUGGAUCCCGACGCUCCGACCGCCAUCUCCGCUGACGGCCUUCUGGUGUCUCCGUGUGUCACUCCUCAGGAGAAAUCGGCUCGGACUUUAGAGAGAGAGGAGAAAAACCGCACGGUGUCCCGGGAGCCGCUGCUCAUCACCGUGGAUCAGGACUGCGAUCAGGAGUUUUACAUUCCGUCCGUGGACCUGCUGACGGCACAGGACUUGCUGUCGUUUGAGCUUCUGGACAUUAACAUAGUGCAGGAGUUGGAGAGCGUUCCCAACAACACUCCCGCAGAUAUCACUCCAUGCAUUUCUCCUCUGCCCCAUGAUGCACUGCUGCAGGACAAAACUCCGGGGCUCAUUCAGGAGGAAGCUGGGGAGGAAACCCAAGCAGUCAAUAGCAUUCUGGACGUUGCUCAGGCUCCAGAGUUAGGAGGAGUUCCCGCCCAGGAGAAAGGAGAGGAGGACGUGAUUGGCCGUCAGUUUGUGAGCGAGUCUGUGAUUCGUUCUCUCACGCUUGGGGGCGUGUUAGAUCACGGCAUCCUGCAUGGGAGAGUCACCACCACUGUGUUGCGUCCGGCACCGCAGGGCUCCGUGUCUCUCUGUGAGAGGAGGAUGGAGAGAAUGUCAGAAAGCGCUGAAGUUCCGCUCUCAGAUCCACCUAAAGCCGAGCCGGAGGAACUUCCGGAUCCUUCUCCUCUCGUCUCCAUUCCUGCCGAACACAUCACUGCAGAUGAAGGGAACGAGUCGGACAUCGAGCGAAUCGUGGUGGAUCCGGCUGCUGGAGGCGAGCGCUUUGAGGAGGAAGAGGACUCCGAGGAGAGGAAGACGAAUAAGAAGAAAGUGCAGAAGGAGAAGAAGAAAGCGAAAGAUGCCGAAGAGGGUAAAGAGAGUCGCAGCAGGACGUCGUCCGCCUCCUCAGAGGAUUACAUCAUCAUCCUGCCGGACUGUUUCGACACCACCCGUCCUCUCGGAGAGUCCAUGUACAGCUCGGCCGUGUCCCAGCAAGGAGACGAGAGCUCGGAGCGUGUUAGCGCAGACGCUAACGACAUGCUGUGUGCAUCGCAGACGCUGGAUUCGGUGCCGCUCACACCUGUGAUCGUAGCUGCGCCGAGACCUUCAGCCAAGGCCAGCAGCUCAGAGACGGAGGAGCAGCUCGAAGCAGCAGAGACUCCACAGGAGGAGGAGCUAAAUCGGCCUGGAGGCAAAGAGGAGGAGGAGGAGCCAGAAGAUCAAGACGCUGCAUCCAGUCCGUCAGACACGGCGAACUCUUGUACAGCUGCUGACUCUGAGAUCCAGGAGCUCAAAGCUAACAGUAUAACAGGAGGUCUGGUGAAAGGCGCUCUGUCCGUCGCGGCCUCUGCGUAUAAAGCUCUGUUUACUGGACAGUCCGGCCCUGAACAGCUUCCUGAAGAAGCGGCCACUCAGGAUGCCAUGAUGGCCGUACUGGUGGAGAUGGGCUUUGCCGAUCGGGCGCUGAAUCAGCGUUUGCUGCAAAAACACGGCCCUAACCUCCUGGACGUCGUAAACGAACUCGUGCACAUGCAAGACAACGACUGGUACACCACCCGCUACUGACACACUCGCGUGAUCUACUUCCUCUUUUCUCCUCGUAUCUUCUGUCUGUCUGUCUGUCUGUCUGUCUGUGUGUGGGAGAGCGAGAGAGAGCGAGAGCGUGCGAGAGAGAGAUCUGGACUGUCUAGAGUGUUUAUGUGGACCGUGUUUAGGGAAACUGGGAUCAAAGAACUCAUGAGAAUUUCUUUGCAGCAUUCCCAGUGUGAAUCGACGAACUGCGUUUACGUUCAUGUCGUUAUAAGAGUUAUCGUUAGACCGGCGCUCAAAAGUUUUUGGACACCUUGCAACAAAAAAAAAGUCUGGAGUUUAAUAAAAUGAUCUGGAAUAAGUUUUAAGAAGGUCUGAGGUAUUUAAAAAAAAAUACUGGAACGAGUUAAAAAAAAAAAUUAAAUAAAAAAAGCUUCGGGGUUUAAAAAAUAAUCUAGAAUAAGACUCAAGUAAAUACUGGAGAAACUCUGGAAUUAAAAGCAAUUCUGGAAAAAUCCUGGUACAGAUUUUUCUGUGGGGAAAAAAAUGAAAUAAUUUAAGUAAAAAUAAAUAAAUAAAUAAAAGUUCUGGAGGAAAAAAAUAACCUGGGUCAUGUAACAAAAACCCAGAACAAUUCUGAGGGAAAAAAGGGAUUAAAGAUGGUGGAAAUUCUGUUAAAAGUCUUUUUAUUUAUUUGAUUUGAUUUGAUUAGAUUAGAUUUUUUUUUUUUUUUAAUUGCACAAAGAUGAAGCUCAGUGUCCUGAAACUUUUGCCAGUCCGUGACUGUAGUUACUUUAUUCGAAGGAAACCAUAAUGCAAAAAAACAGUGCUGUGAUCAUGACAAUGCAUGAAACUGGCUAAAAGUGAAACGUUUCACUGAGAAAAUGCUGAAUUUUUAAGUGUUACUACUGACUUUUAGGUUAUUUAUAAAUAGUUGUAGUGUUCCUGCUUGUAGCUUUUUGCGUAUGAAGCGUGUGGGGUUUAAUUCUCUGUGAGAGAGAGAGAGAGAACAUGGAGUUCGAUGUGCAAUAGAUUCAUUCGGCUGUAUGUGUGAAAUGUGGCUUAAACUUUAUCGAAGGGCGCGGAUUUCGCCGCGUGACGGUGAAGUCUGCAUGUCUUUUAAGUUGAGAACUGUAAUAAACAUUCUUUUUUUUUCUUCUUUUUUUUUAAAACCCCCACCCCUCCCCCUUUCCUGGGAUGCAUCGAUACCAUUCUUCCCAUCUACGAGUGUAUGUUUUUAGGUACGUGUCAUUACUGAUACACAAAUAAGUACUUAGUAUUAAUCAAUCAUUACGCACUUAGCCUACGAGUCUCGUUCUUUAUAAUAUCAGUGUCGUAGAUUCUCAUGAAAAAUAUUAUAAUAAUAAUAAUAAAAAUAGUGUGUUCGCUAGCUACAUUAGUUAGCUUGGCUUGAGUAGGACUUACAGAAAAUAGCAGGUUUUGUUUCAUUUAAAAACGACGUUUUAAUCUUCUUUCAUUGUUUUUAUUUUCAUUUUUAUUAUUCUCCCCUAGCGACGAACUCCUCGUGACCUUUUUUUAAAUUUAAUUUUAUUUGACAUUUAAGAGGUAUUCAGCACUUGUACUGUAGGAAGACGCUGCAGUUCCUCCUGUUGAUGUUUUGUUUUUGAGGAGUUUGCAGUCUGCGUGGUUUUGAGCAUGAAUUGUAUAAUACGUCCAUUAAAAUUUUUUAGCAUUUUUUUUUUUAUUUUUAUUGAGCUCAGUAAAUGAGUAUGGGUAUCGAUGCAUCCCUGAUUUUUGUUACGGUUGUUGUUCGUGUUUUUUUUUUUUUUUUUUUUUUUUUUUUUUUAGAAAUGCACUCGAAGAUCAGCUGUGUACGCUGAUAAUCAGUCAAAAAUGAUUAGUCUUAAAACUAAUUCCAUAUUCAUUAAAAAAAUAAUAACGAUGAUGAUGCAUCUGCAGUGUGUAAUUUAAAAUGUGUUGCUUUUAAAAAUUCUACAGUUGAUCCUAAAACUAAGGAAGGAUAAUUACUGUAUCAUGCUGUGAACCAUUUCGCGUUAUAUUAUUAAUAUAUAUAUAUUCAAAAAAGGAUUAACAACCCGAGUGGCAAUCAUAACAUAUCUACACUUGAUGUUAAACAUUGUAGAAAUGCUUGUAGUGAAGAAGCAAAAAAAAAAAAAAAAAAAAAAAGCCUUGUAAAAUGAUUUAUAUUUUGAUAAUUGAAUUUCCCUUGUACUUGAUGAUGACGUUUAAAAUCGAAACGCACCUUAAGGGAAUUUUCUUUAGCGUGAUCCGAAUCCGAAAGCAUUCCGCGUUAAUGCUGCUGUUUAAUUAUUUCCGACUUCUUGACGUACUGAAGAAGCUCAUGCUCGUCAGAAUGGGUGUAAAUACUUUGUUUCAUGGUCUGUACACUUAUUUAUUAUUUUUUUUCUGUGAACACAUCCCAUAAUUUCUUCCACUGAUUCUGCACCUUACUCCGGUGCUUUUAGGAGUCGUUAGAAAUGUUAAAAAAAAAAAAAAAAAAAAAAAAAAAAAAAGACCAAAUAAGACGUGGACCAUGUGCUUUAAUACUUUUAUUUAUUAGAGCGGAAAAGUUGUUUUUUUUUCUCUCUCUUUUGCACCGUGACGAGCAGAAAGCGGCGCCGUGAAUCAACUCAUGCUGUUCUUUAUGUAACGCACACCUGAUGUAUGAAUCUGUCUGUAAUAAACUGUCAUGACUAAA
Ictalurus punctatus (channel catfish) is the source of this 5728-nucleotide messenger RNA. It is a transcript of the gene nbr1b, whose product is annotated as NBR1 autophagy cargo receptor b. Gene Ontology annotation, molecular function: ubiquitin binding. Gene Ontology annotation, biological process: macroautophagy. The transcript is spliced from 22 exons. Gene Ontology annotation, cellular component: phagophore assembly site. The record is from RefSeq and is a predicted model, not a curated record. The coding region runs from base 133 to 3084 and encodes 983 amino acids. NCBI's taxonomy places the organism in Eukaryota, Metazoa, Chordata, Actinopteri, Siluriformes, Ictaluridae.